This is a messenger RNA of Drosophila serrata, 2115 nucleotides long. It is a transcript of the gene Hydr1, whose product is annotated as abhydrolase domain containing Hydr1. Gene Ontology annotation, molecular function: acetylesterase activity; monoacylglycerol lipase activity. The record is from RefSeq and is a predicted model, not a curated record. Lineage: Eukaryota; Metazoa; Arthropoda; Insecta; Diptera; Drosophilidae. Gene Ontology annotation, biological process: medium-chain fatty acid catabolic process; medium-chain fatty acid biosynthetic process.
UAAUUUGGCGUCCCACGGUUUCUUGUGUUUUUAUUUGGUAGUGUGCUUCCCCCCAACAGCUGCUUUUGUGUUUAUUUGCAUUAAAGACGUUUCGACAAGGUUCCCUUCCCCGUGGCCGCCAAAAAAUGCAUAAUAUUUUUUAUUAGGUUACAUAAGUGCGUGUAGCGAAAACAAAAAACUGAAACGGAACAGUUCCUGUGUAGUUGGCCUACGAAUUUCAGAAAGUAAGCGGCAAAAUUUGUGGAACGUUAUGCCAGGCAGCAGAAUUGGCAAAGACCCCCGGACGAAACCCAUUGAUUGUAGCACCAUUAGCCCGUACACCACAACCAUCUGCCGCACCGCCGCGGUCCCAAUCACUUGUGAUUAGAGACACAGACUAGACGACUAGUCAUCGUUUUAGUUUAGAAUUCCCGCCAUGCUGUGCGGUGCUCUAGUCCGCGGUUCCGUCCACAAGACGGCCAUUUACCGCAGCCUGUCUGACCUCCUCCUCAGCCCGGUCACGGCGUUGGGUCACGAUGUUCGCUGCCUCUCCGCCGGAAGAGGCGUCGUAUGUAAGCUGCCACAAGCAGCCCACCGUGAAGAUCUUCUCUCGCUUACCCGGACCCGGGCGAAGAGCCAUUCAAAAUUAACAGUGCGAUCUCUACACUCAGAGCACGACGCCAUGUUCUACUCGAUGUACGCUUACCUGUCCAACUUGCCGCGCCUCCAUGUCUUGGGCAUGGCGGUGGUGGCCUAUGUCGUCUAUUAUCUAAUCCAGGUGGUCAAGCGACCGAUUAUCGCUUGUUCGGACGGGCCAUUCAAGCAGUAUCUGAUCCGCCAGGUGCCGACGCUGGAGAACAAGUACUGGCCCACCUUCUGGUGCGUAGAGAGUCGUGCCCAGACUGUCCUUGCGAGCCUGCUGCGCUCCAAGAGUCUGCCGCGCGUCAACUACCGCCGCGAGAUCCUUCCCUUGAAGGAUGGUGGCGAGGUGGCGCUUGACUGGAUGGAGGAGGGCUGCGAUGAGCGUGCGCCCUGCAUCCUCAUUCUGCCGGGCCUAACCGGUGAAUCUCAGGCGGAGUACAUAAAGUGCCUGGUCUUUGCCGCCCAGCAGGCGGGCAUGCGGGUGGUGGUGUUCAAUAACCGCGGUCUCGGAGGCAUCGAGCUGAAGACACCACGCCUCUACUGUGCCGCCAACUGCGAGGACCUGUGCGAGGUGAUCCAGCAUGUGCGUCGCACUCUGCCGGCACAUUGCAAACUGGGUGCCACGGGCAUAUCCAUGGGUGGUCUGAUUCUCGGAAACUACCUGGCUCGUAAGAGCGAAGAGGCCAGGAACAUUCUCUCGGCGGCAAAGAUCAUCUCGGUGCCGUGGGACGUGCACAAGGGCAGUGCCAGCAUCGAGAAGCCGGUGAUCAACAGCCUGCUGGGCCGCCAUCUGGCCGGGAGUCUGUGCCGCACCUUGCGCAACCACCUGGAUAUAUACCGCGAGAUCUACCAGGACUCGGACAUCGAUAUUCAGCGUAUAUUGCGCUGCAAGACCAUUAAGGAAUUCGACGAGCUGUUCACUGCCAAGCAGUUCGGCUAUGCUCACGUCAAUGACUAUUACUCGGACGCUACGCUGCACAACAAGCUGGACCACAUCUCAGUACCACUGCUGUGCCUGAGCGCUGCGGAUGAUCCUUUCCAGCCGCUGGAUGCCAUUCCCAUCAAGGCAGCUAAUCAGUGCACCCAUGUUGCCAUAGUGAUCACGGCCCGGGGCGGCCACAUUGGUUUCCUAGAGGGCUGGUGGCCCUCCACCAAAGACCAGUACAUGGGACGACUGUUUACGGAGUACUUCACCAAGGCUUUGUUCGACGAGGAUGGUGAGUUUCAGCACACAGCCAACAAAAUGCACGAACGCUUCUUGGCCAAGCAGACGGUGGCUCUGGCUGCCUCCUCUUCGUCGUCAUCGUCGCCGGCUUUGCUGCUAACCAAAAAGUUGGACGCUGGCACUCUGGACCACAAGGUGAAGCUAAUGUAAUGAAAUUUCGAUAAAAUUUUCAUUUAGUCUAUACCAAAAAUACAUAGUUAUCCGCGUCUGUAUUCCGAUAGAAUUCCGCGAAACACAUGUGAUAUAAUGAAACGCUGAUCAAAAUCAAA